This is a messenger RNA of Closterium sp. Yama58-4, 981 nucleotides long. The record is from the annotation of a GenBank genome assembly. NCBI's taxonomy places the organism in Eukaryota, Viridiplantae, Streptophyta, Zygnematophyceae, Desmidiales, Closteriaceae.
AUGUCCGUCGCCUCUGGUGGCGGCGGCAGCAACGGCGGAAAGUCGAGCAGCAGCGGCGGCAACGGCGGUGGCAGUAGCAGCACGUUCAGUGCCGCUUGUGUUGCAAGCAGCGGUGGCACCGGUGGCAGCAGCAGCAGCAGCAGCAGUGCCACCAGCACUAGCAGGAACAGCAACAGCAGCAGCAGCAGCAGCAGCAGCAGCAGUCGCAGGCCCCUUCCGUCCAUCUACGUCCCAAUCCCUCCCUCGCACUCUUCCCUUCUCAAGCCAUCGCCCUUGUCUCGCAAGGCGCCCCCGUCCCCUGUUCCCUCCCCGUCGUUCCUCAACCCUUUCCGCGCUCUCCUCGCGCCGUUCUACCGCCUUUCGUCCGCGCGCGCGCACGUGAAGCUGACGCGGAACAACAUCGCGGAGCAGCUGCGCGAGUACCAGCGCAGGCGCCAGCACGACUGGGCUUCCGCCGCCUUCUAUGCCGCCACCGCGCCCUCCGCGCCCGUUUCCGCCGCUGCGCGCAGGAGAAGAUGCGCGCUGGCGGCGCUGCUGCUGGUGCUCGUGUUCGCGGUCUGCUCGUCCGUAUACCUCUCCGUGCAGGUGUGGCGCGGCAUGCGAUACGGGUGGGCGCCUCGCAGUGCUGACGCCAUGGGGGAAAUGGCGUGCUGGGCGUUGCUGCAUGCUCCCGGCAACAGUGGCGCAAGGGGAGGCGGAGGAGGAGUGGCAGCAGUAGCAGACUGUUGCCGUCAUGACAGAGUUUUCAUUCUCGCUGAGACCAUGGCUCGACUAUCAUGCGGAGAUUUUCUGAUCCUCCUUAUAGCGCUGUUGCUUCCUCCUCUUGGCGUGAUAAUCAAGUUCGGCUGCUCCUUUGAAUUCUGGCUUUGCCUUCUCCUUAGCUUUCUCGGAUACCUCCCUGGAGCCGUGUAUGCCUUUUACAUCAUCUAUGUUGCCAUCCAGGAAGAAGACGGAGUACAGAUUUACUAUGUGCGAGCAUGA